AUGGUUCAUCCGCACCAGACACCCUACGUCACACCUCAUAUCUUACACAGACAUUACGCUCAAGCUUCUGACAAUGAAUUUCACAAUAAACUCAUCGGCCAUGACCUCGAGUAUUUCUCGCAGGCAGGGUUUGACAUGGACAGGAUCCAGCUCAAACGCAAUGCGCCUGUAGCUCAGCUUUACGAAGAUGCCAUCCGGAACGAAGGCGCGAUCAUCUCCUCUUCUGGCGCACUCAUCAACUUCUCAGGCAAGAAGACUGGUAGAAGUCCUAAAGACAAGCGAAUUGUCUUUGAGGAGACUAGUAAAGACAAUAUAUGGUGGGGCUCCGUGAAUAUCAAGAUGGAUGAACACACGUUUGAGAUCAACCGUGAGCGUGCUAUCGACUAUUUAAAUACGCGUGACAAUGUCUAUGUCUUCGAUGGUUUCGCUGGUUGGGAUCCUAAAUACCGUAUCAAGAGCUCGCAAGUUUUGGCGAGCCCGACUUCAUCAUCUACAAUGCUGGUCAAUUUCCCUGCGAACCGCUUCACUAAGGGCAUGUCAUCCACUACCUCGGUGGAGAUCAACUUCAAACGUAUGGAAAUGGUGAUCCUCGGCACCGAAUACGCCGGAGAGAUGAAGAAGGGUGUCUUCUCCGUCAUGCACUACCUUCAGCCUGUGAAAUUUGGCCAACUCUCCCUUCACUCAUCUGCCAACGUCGGAAUGGAAAAGGGCGAUGUCACUCUAUUCUUUGGCCUCUCUGGAACUGGAAAAACAACUCUUUCUGCUGACCCUAACCGCCUUCUAUCGGAGAAGGAGCCAGAGAUUUACAACGCCAUUCGCUUUGGUUCCAUUCUGGAGAAUGUCGUGUACAACCCUGCGACACGGGUGCCGGAUUAUGACGAUGUUAGCAUCACGGAGAACACGCGCUGCGCAUACCCGAUUGAAUACAUUCAAAUGCCAAGAUCCAUGCAUGUAAACUUUCCCCCGAUCAAGCAAGCUAUCACUUCCUUGCUGGCUACCCUCCAAACACCUGGCACGGAAGAUGGCGUCCUUGAACCAAUCCCGACAUUCUCGACCUGUACAGUGCUCCUUUCAUCGUAUUACACCCUGGACGCUACGCAGAAAUGCUGGCUGAACGCAUGUCCAACACAACGCUGGACAGGUGGCAAAGUUUGGCAUUGGGAAAGCGCUGCCCACUUAAGUAUACCCGUCGCAUCGUCGAUGCCGUACACUCUGGGGAGCUUCUCGACAGCAAAUACGAGACCAUUCGGCGUCUUCGGGCUCCAGAUUCCUACUGAAGUGGAUGGUGUUCCGCGUGAAGUGCUUAACCCAUCUCUGGCUUGGACGGACAAGCAGGCUUUCGAGCACGAGGUUCGCAAGCUCGCGGGCAUGUUCCAGAAGGCGUUUAAAUUGUACGAGGGUGAUGUACAAGAGAGCGUGAGGUUGGCGGGUCCACGUGUGGAUUAG
Suillus subalutaceus is the source of this 1446-nucleotide messenger RNA. RefSeq names its product phosphoenolpyruvate carboxykinase-domain-containing protein. The transcript has 10 exons. NCBI's taxonomy places the organism in Eukaryota, Fungi, Basidiomycota, Agaricomycetes, Boletales, Suillaceae. The record is from RefSeq and is a predicted model, not a curated record. Bases 1 to 1446 code for a protein of 481 amino acids. Gene Ontology annotation, biological process: gluconeogenesis. Gene Ontology annotation, cellular component: cytosol. Gene Ontology annotation, molecular function: ATP binding; phosphoenolpyruvate carboxykinase (ATP) activity.